This is a messenger RNA of Penaeus chinensis, 771 nucleotides long. RefSeq lists its product as uncharacterized. NCBI's taxonomy places the organism in Eukaryota, Metazoa, Arthropoda, Malacostraca, Decapoda, Penaeidae. The record is from RefSeq and is a predicted model, not a curated record. The transcript has 3 exons. The coding region runs from base 1 to 771 and encodes 256 amino acids.
AUGUGGUGUUGUGUGAAUAAUACAGUGUCAGAUGGCGUUGCGUGUUAUGAUGCAGUGUCAGAGGCUGUUGUGUGGUAUAAUGUGGUAUCAGAUGAUAUGGUGUGGUGUCAGAUGGUGUUAUGCGGUGUAAUGUGGUGUCAUACGGUUUAUAUGAAACAAGUCGACUUUCACAUAACACUGUACAAAGUCAAUCAACGUGAUCUAAGACCACACAGUCGGCGCAUUACACAUAUAAAUUCAGUGUCAGAUGGAGUCGUGCGGUAUAAUGUGGUGUCAGAUGGUUUUGUGUGGUAUAAUGUGGUGUCAGAUGGUUUUGUAUGGUAUAAUGUGGCGUCAGAUGGUUUUGUGUGGUAUAAUGUGGUGUCAGAUGAUAUGGUGUGGUAUGAUGUGUUGUCAUAUGGUUUUGUGUGGUAUAAUGUGGUGUCAGAUGGGUUUAUGUGGUAUGAUGUGGUGUCAGAUGGUUUUGUGUGGUAUGAUGUGGUGUCAUAUGCUUUUUUGUGGUAUAAUGUGGUGUCAGAUGGUUUUGUGUGGUAUGAUGUGGUGUCAUAUGCUUUUUUGGGGUAUAAUGUGGUGUCAGAUGGUUUUGUGUGGUAUAAUGUGGUGUCAGAUGGUUUUGUGUGGUAUGAUGUGGUGUCAUAUGCUUUUGUGUGGUAUAAUAUGGUGUCAGAUGGUUUUGUGUGGUAUAAUGUGGUGUUGAAUGGUGUUGCGCAGCUUAAUCUCUGGAGCAGACUAACCCCAUCCCGAGUGUAUCUAUAUCUCCCCAUCUCUUGA